Molecule: messenger RNA, 1063 nt
Organism: Aphanomyces astaci
Lineage: Eukaryota; Oomycota; Saprolegniomycetes; Saprolegniales; Verrucalvaceae
Exons: 1
Source: RefSeq, a predicted model, not a curated record
AUGGCAACCCAAGCGCAAAGCGACGUCCUGCUGGUCCGUCGCGUCGAAGGGAAGGGUCUGACCGUGCUCUUCUUGAACGGGUCAGAUCUGUCCAAGUGUUGGCGAGAGCAAAACUUGAGCGAAGACAAUGUGGAGGCGCUGGAGGCAGCGACAACGACGAAGUGCGCGUUGUGUCUGGACGGGAUCAAUCAAGUGGACGGUCUGUUGAAGAAAGUCCGACUGCAGUCGUUUUCGGUGCUGGCAACUUCAGGCCAGUACAAGAAAUCGCAAAGUCAAGCAGGCGUCGUGGACCUGUGUCUUGUGCCGUAUUGGUCGCUUGAAGAUUUGAAAGCUGUCGGACGCAGAAUCAACGGAUGGGACGACGACUGUGUGGAGCAAAAGUACUACAUCGGCGGGAGUUGCCUCCGACUGUUUCUCAUGUCCAUCGAAGAUGCCAGAAUCGCCAUCUUGUUGGCUGUCGGCACUGUGGAUGUCAGCACGGCUGACCUGUUGAAGACCCAGCACGGCCCCCGCUCGGCUGGUCAAGUCGACAGCAUUCGAAUGGCCACCCUCGACUCGUCCAAGGUGGCCAACUACAGCAACCCCGACAUGUGGUCCUACGCUAUCACGUCGAUGUACGCCCUGGGGAAGAUUGGUGAAAUCGUGCCCUUGGGUUAUUUCAAAGAUCUUUGCUUCAAAGCCCACGCACUGAACGACUUUGGGUUGUUUGGGAUUGCGUUCGAGAACUACGUCCAUGCCACGGCCCAAAACAACGGUGAAAUCAAACUCUGGGUACGCGACUACGAGAGGCAGUUGCUCCAUCAACCCAAGAACGCCAAGCUCGACUACUCGUAUGCUACGACGACGAUCACCACACAAUCGUGUUCGUACCGUGGGCAUACACAAGAACAGUAUGAGGCAAUCAUGCGCGAGUGGACAACUGGGUUGGAGUAUUGGUACCCUGCAGGUCGGUCGUUGAAGACCAUUGAUGCCGUCGCAAAGCAAGGCGAUCGCUUCUUGUUGUUACAGGUGACCAAGUCGACAAGUCAUUCCAUCAACAGUGCAAACCUGGCGACCAUUGCCA